GUUUAUGAAAAACUUAUGGCAUAACAUGCACAUUAUGAAAUAGAUCUAAUAUUAAUUAAAUCACAACUAGACCUAGAUCUACAUCUGGAAAUUAUCUGGCAAUCAAAUCGAUAUCAAAGAUGGCGGCAUCCCUGCAGUGAAGUGCUGUUUGGGCACAUUUUAAAUUAUUUCAAAGACUUUCGGCUAAAGCUUCAAAUAUUAUCAAGUUAACUUAUUUGUGACCCAAAGUUUAAGCAACAUUGAAAGGAAUUAGAUAUCAGCUCGUAAUCAACUUGUGCCCAUUCACAAAAAGCUUUGCACUCACUGUAAAUCUGAGGACCAAGACGCAUACUAACCAAUUAGGAAGUUAAGAAUUAUUAUUGCUAAGAUAUGGACCAUACCUUUGUUCUGGAAAACUGAUAUAGCCUGUGUCAAGCAAAAGUCUAGCUUCUAUUAAUUAGUGGAUUUCUCUCACUUAUUACUGUCAAGAAUACUAAUUUCAAUGUCUGUGAAGAAACCAAGUCCUCAGUGGAAGAAAUUCCAGCCGCCUGUCCAAGAUCCAGCCAUUAUACCCAUCCAUCAAAAUCCCAGUGUUAUUAACAUGAAUGUUAAUGCUGAAAUGCAGCCAACGACGCCUGGCUUCCCAAGAGUUAGGGAAACUGGCCUGAUCGACAAGAAACAGCAUUCCUAUGGGUUUAUUCAGUGCUGUGAUAGAGACGCAAGACUGUUUUUCCAUUUCUCUGAGUACAAUGGUAAUGUGGAAACACUUAAAAUUGGAGAGGCAGUGGAAUUUCAGAUGUCUUAUGACCGCAGAACAGGGAAACCAGUGGCAGUAGGUGUUGUGAAAAUAGAUCCAUCCAUGGUGUCACCGGAGAUUGUGAAUGAUGAAAAAGUCCAAGGAACAAUUGUCCAAGAAGCUAAACUUGUGAAACAAAAAAAUGGCACUAUUCCAGGGACGCAAGAUGGACUAGGCAGAGUCACUUACGUGCACAAUGGAGAAUGUUUCUUCUUGCCAUAUGGCCUUGAGGAUGUGGUUAGCAACUCAACCACACCUAAAUCAGGCGAAGAUGUUCUUUUUCAAAUUGCCACAGACAAAAGAGAUGGCAAAAUUCGUGCUAGAAAUGUUGAGUCCCUGGAGUCAGCCACUCACAGAUAUGUUGGCGUUGUUUGCUCUAUGAAGGACACAUUUGGUUUCAUAGAACGGGCUGACAUUGUGAAAGAGAUUUUCUUCCACUACAGUGAGUUUAAAGGUGAUAUCGGUGAACUUAUUUUGGGGGAUGAUGUGUCAUUUGGAAUACAGAUCAGAAAUAAUAAAGAAGUGGCAGUGGAAAUUGAACGUCUUCCAGAGGGAACUGUCAUUUUUGAAGACAUUGCUGUGGAAAUGGUGAAAGGAAAAAUACUUAAAAUGAUUAAGUCGACUAAUCGUCGGCCUAGUGAAGCAUUGGCUGGUAGAAUUAUGUAUGAAACUCCCAAAGGAUUAAUUGAAAUUCCCUUUGGUGAAAAAGAUCAAAGGGGGGAGUGUACAUUAUUACAAGGCGAUACAGUAGAAUUUCAGAUUGCUACAGAUCGCCGAGAUAAACUUCAGCGGGCAACAAACAUUGCCCUGCUGGAGGAUACUUUCGAGUAUUCAGGGGAAAUAAGAGAAACUGGUAUGAUUGCUGCAUUGAAAGAUGGCUAUGGCUUUAUUUAUUGUGCUGAUCGUGAUGCGCGGAUGUUCUUUCACUUCAGUGAAUUUUUGGAUUUAACUUACAGCCCAAGGCUGCAAGAUGAACUGCAAUUUACUGUUGAUCAGGAUGCUUCAGAGCCGUCACGGCAAGUGGCUACCAGGAUAAAACAUCUGGCUAAAGGAUCAGUCUCUUUUGUUAAUGUUCUACCUGCUGUUUACAUCGGUACAAUUGAUAAAGAGCCAUCAACUCAUAAAAAUCAAGGUAAAACGAAAGACGGUGAGCCAGGUAACAUAAUCUAUGACUAUGAAGGUACCAUUCAACAGAUACCUUACUAUUUGAAAGAUGUGACUGAUCAAAACAAUUUGCCUCAUUUUGGUGACAAGGUGGAUUUUCAAAUUGGAGAAAUCAAGUCUACAGCCAAGAAGCAGGCUGUGAAAGUGCGGGUGGUACUUCGAAACAUAGCAGGACGUUGUCACGGGUAUAUUGCAACAUUGAAAGAAAAUUAUGGCUUUAUUGAAACAGCAGAUCAUGAAAAAGAAGUGUUCUUUCAUUUUAGUUCUUUUACUGGUGACACCAAUGAUCUCGAGCUUGGAGAUGAAAUGGAGUACACAUUAGCUAGGAAAAGUAGUAAAGUCAGUGCUGAGAAUAUUCGCAAGCUCCCUAGAGGCACCAUACCUUCUGAUGAAAUUGUCAGUGAUAAGGGGACUCUCCAGGGGCGAAUAAUCCGUCCAAUGAGGAUAGUGAACACAGAGCAAGAAGAAUAUUGUGGAUUAGUGCAAGCAAUGGAUGAUGAUGGCAAUGACAUUGAUGAUCCUUAUCCCUACGGAAUCACAAGCCUUGCUGACAAAAGAGAUUUCCUUCAGAAAGAUGAUGUUGUCAGGUUUCAGGUUGCUCGCUCUAAAAAAGAUGGCAGUUUAAGGGCCAUUAAUAUUGGAGCCCUGCGCAAAUUUAUUAGGGCAAAAGUGGAUUCUGUCAAAGGCCAGUAUGGUUUUAUAAACUUUGAAGCCGAAGAGGGCAAGAAGCUUUUCUUUCACAUGACUGAAGUCCAUGACAGUGCUGUGAUACAACCUGGGGAUGAAGUUGAAUUUGUCUUGGUGCAAAAUCAAAGGAAUGGGAAAUACUCAGCUUGUAGUUUACGUAAAAUUACGGAUACUCGGAGACCUGAGCGUCUGUUGAGCCGUUUAAAAAGUAUUACGGAUGAUAGCACAGCUUAUAAAGUAAUCAUAGUCCGCAACCCUAGGGGUCCUGAUGCUGGCAAAGGAUUCCAGCCUAGAACUCUGUGGAAGCCUGUGUCUUGAAAGUUUGUUUAACCAGUCUUUGUUUGUUCUGUUUUUGUUUUGUUUUUUUCUACACUUGUGGGUUAACUUUUAGAAGGUCACGAAUAUUGCUUUCAGUUUGGAAGUUGAUUUCUUUCAAUGAAUAUUUGUGUCAUGUAUCAUGGCAUUGAAAAUGAACAAAACUGCUAAAAAAAGAAUGCUGGUUUCUUUUCUUUUUUUUAUUAUCUUCCACAUGGAAGUAUCAAAUGUAACUGAUAUAUAUCUUUCAAACAUUAAGGGAAACCUAAAAAAAAAUGUGUACACUAACUUGUGUGUAACUUAGCAAUAUUUUCUGCUCAUCAAGAAGUGAUUUAUGUAGAAUUAAUGACUUUCAUUCACAAUUAUCUAUGCAAUAAAACAAACAACAUGCUCACACACACAAAAAGCAAAAUACUAAACAAACACACACCUGAAUUAUUUUUUUUUUUUAUCUUACUGUUAAAAGUAUUUGAUAUCGGUUUCAAAGUUUUAUUUUAGAGUUGAUAUGACAUUUAGCAGCUUCAGAUUUAGUGAUUGGUUUGUGUGUUCGUCACAUUGAUGUGUUAAAAAGUACUUAGUUCCUUAGGAAAAAAGACGGUGCCUUUCUCAACAUGUGUUAUCAUUCAUUUUUGUUUCCUGUUGUUUCUCAAGAAGACACCAAGUCCAUGUCAGUGUUUGUAAUGAAGAAUUUGUUAACAAAGUCCUUCCAUCUUUUUUUUUUAUCUGUGUACUUUUCCUUGUCAAUUUGGUUAUUCUGGUACAAAAAUACAGUUUGAAAGUUAACCAAAAAUGUUUUAUGGAGGAGCAUUUAAAAUUUUAAUGUUUACUUAAAGACAUCAGUUGUUUCAGUUAUCUUUUUUUUUAGUUAUUUUUAUUUGUAUUUUAAAAUUAUUUCUUUCAGAAAGUUUAACAACAUUUUGUUUGACUUAUUUUACUUAUGUUUUGGUCAAUUUUUUUUUUUUUUUUUUUUUAAAGUAUAGUCAACUUAAAGUGUUUCAAUUAGCGUUUGUGUUGCUUGUUGAACUGUUCAACACUUGUACAACGGUUUCUAAUCAGCCAUACCUUUAUUUAAUUUGAAGUCUCUUAGGGCUGCAGUUUUAAGAGGAAAUCUUGUUGGUUCAAAGAUAUUGUCUGUGUCCCCACUAACCAAACUUCCAGUGUUGAGUGAGUUACUCUGUCUAUCGUCUCAUAUAUAUCUAUAUAUAUACUCUAGAAUGUGUUUAAUAAUUGCCCUGUUAUCAUACCUCUGGCUUAGCUAGGUAGAACUUUUGUUAAGACUUAAAAGCUUCAAAAAGAAUCAAAUAUUAAAACCCUAACAACUUCUUAGUGUCUAAAGAGAGCAGACAUUGGUUAAAGGUUCUCCUAGCUCUGACAGAACUGAAUCAUAAUAUUUGUACAUUGCCAUUUAGUCCUAGAAAUAUGCUCUGGUUUUUGAAACAUGAGAAAUUUGAGUUGACUCUUCAAAGUCCUCUGUGCCCAGAAGUCUUUCAUGGCCAAUACAAUAAUCAAACUUUGUUGAAUCCCCACCCCCACACCCCUAGCAACUUGUAAUUGGGAACCUUGAAAUCUAGUACUGGGUAAAGGAAGAGAUGGAUUGGAAAAGAAAAUGUACUAGAAGCUCAAUAGUAUUUAUUUUUAAGUCAAAACAUUUUCAUGACGAGAUGUUUAAUAUCUAAAAAUGUCUUGAGUUUGUAUUUUUAUGUCUGUUAAACAAACUCCUGGCCCUACUAAAACUUUUUUUUUUUUUUUGAAAGGAUCAUUUGUUCAAUUGCUUUAUAUUGAAUUUAUCGACGACGCAGCCAUUUCCCACUCGUGCCUUUGCAUAUUAAAUAUUAAUCAACUAAAUUGUGUGUGUAACUGAUUAGUUCUAAAGAUGUAUAGUUUUCUAGUUCCACCUGACAGGCAAGCACAUGUACUCAUACUUGUAUGACAAGAUUUGUAACUCUAGUGUUUUCUGUGUCAUCUUAUUUGAUUAGUUGUUUUUUUUUGUUUUUGUUUUUUUCUGUGCCGUCUUAAAAACCGUCUUAAAGCAAUAUGAAGUUGGACACAUCUCUUAAGAAUGUUCUAUUGAGUCUAUCGUAGAGCAGCACAAAUAAUUCAGUAUACCAGGACACUCACAGUGCCCCUAUUUUUUUUUUUUAAACUUAUUGAUCUGAACAAGGUGGCAAAGUUCCAAUGAACCAAAUAUUGACAUGAUCUUUGAUAUCAUUCUCCUAGUCUCAUUUUUUUUUUGUUAUUUACCAAUGUUUCUUCAUCGACUACAGUUAAAGAUGAGCUGCAUUUAUAUUAAUGAGGGUAUUACAAAGUACCUACUGUUCCUAUAUUAACACUUUCGAAGAUCCUUGUGCUUGUUGCCAACUAGUGGCAAAAGAAAUUAUUUCACAUCUUCUGUUCAUCUUGAUGUUACUUUGAUAUCAUUCAAAGUAGGGGGCUCAAGUAAUUUCUUUUCUCACACACAUUCUUGGAUGCAUGGAGCAUUGACUGUCCCAAGACUUAAGUAGUGGUUUUAGAAUGAUCCAUUUUAUUGCUUUGUGAUAACCCUCCAUUUUUUUUUUUUAAGCCAGGCCUUAUUUCUUUUACUGCUUAAGGUUGUGAAUGAUACAGCAUGAAUGUGUUUUAUUUACCACAUUAAUUUUUUUUUCUUCUGUUUGUUUGUUACGAUUCAAACAUUGCAGCGGCACAAGGAUUUUAAAUUAUUCCAUUUUAAGUUACUGACAAAUUGACUUGAUGUUGCUGGGGUUUUGAUGGCACAGUAAUGACAUGCUUCACUUUGAACCAUUUCACUAAGAUGACAACCACCAAAAUUGUUUACUCAUCAAAAACUUGUGUUUAAGUUGUAACCACUUAUGCUUACAAAAACAAAUAAAAGUCAUUUGUGGUUUUCA
Biomphalaria glabrata is the source of this 5826-nucleotide messenger RNA. Its product is annotated as cold shock domain-containing protein E1-like. NCBI's taxonomy places the organism in Eukaryota, Metazoa, Mollusca, Gastropoda, Planorbidae. The record is from RefSeq and is a predicted model, not a curated record. Gene Ontology annotation, molecular function: nucleic acid binding. The transcript is spliced from 18 exons. Bases 482 to 2944 code for a protein of 820 amino acids.